This is a messenger RNA of Coccomyxa subellipsoidea C-169, 1029 nucleotides long. RefSeq names its product cation efflux protein. Lineage: Eukaryota; Viridiplantae; Chlorophyta; Trebouxiophyceae; Coccomyxaceae. The record is from RefSeq and is a predicted model, not a curated record. Gene Ontology annotation, cellular component: plasma membrane. The annotation marks the transcript as partial. Gene Ontology annotation, molecular function: zinc ion transmembrane transporter activity. Gene Ontology annotation, biological process: zinc ion transmembrane transport. The transcript is spliced from 7 exons.
CGCAAAUUGAUCUUUGCAUUGGUGCUUGCAAUGAUAUUCAUGGUGGUGGAAGUUGGUGGAGGCUUCAUCGCCAACAGUCUGGCCAUCAUGACUGAUGCAGCCCACCUAUUGUCAGAUGUGAGCGGCUUUGCAGUGGCCCUCUUCGCCGGCAUCUAUGCAGCAAAGAAGGGCGGCAGCUCACACUCUUUCGGGUAUCACAGGAUUGAGGUGCUGGGCGCUCUGGCAUCAGUGCUGGCCACCUGGUUAGUCACCGGCGUGCUCGUGUGGGAAGCAGUUGGGCGCAUGAUCAACCCCUCUCCUGUCAAUGGCAAGGUGAUGUUCAUUCUGGCGCUGGUGGGCGUGGUCAUCAACCUGAGCAUCAUGGCGAUCCUGGGGGGCCACGGGCAUUCGCAUGGGGAGGGAGGCCAUGACCAUGGUCACGGCCAUGGGCACUCCCAUUCACACGGCGAGGGCCAUGGAGAGAAGCACAGCCACAACGGCCAUGCGCAUGCAGGGGACGCGCACAGUCACGCAGAGGAGGGCCAUGCGCACGCGCAUGGCGUUGAGGAGGAAGCCGGGGAGACAAACAUCAAUCUGCGGGGGGCAAUCGUGCAUGUGAUCGGGGAUCUGGUGCAAAGCUUGGGAGUCGCGCUAGCUGGAGCGCUCAUAUGGUGGAAGCAGGACGAUCCACGGUUUGCGAUCGCGGACCCGAUAUGCACGUUUGUGUUUGCGCUGCUGGUGCUGCUGACGACGCGGUCGCUGCUGCGUGACAUCAGCGACACCCUCAUGGAACGCGUGCCACGCGGACUGGACGCUGACGCGAUGCAGGCCAAGCUGCAGGAGAUUGAGGGGGUGGAGUUUGUGUCGGACCUGCACAUCUGGGCGCUCAAGCCGGGCAUGCCGCUGCUGGCGUGCCACCUGGACAUCGCCUCGGAGAGCGUGGCCUGUGACGUGCUCUCGCGCGCGACUCAGCUCUGCCGCUCAAAGGGCAUCAACCACUCCACCAUCCAGCUGUCGCACCGGGGGCAGCCCUGCUGCGCCGAGUCCUGA